AUGUCCCCCAAACCCCAUCCCCCAAGUCACGCCCAGAGCUAUUAUGUCGCGACAACCGCCAGCCGCGACUUUGCCUGGCUAUCAUGGUUAGCUGCCGCCCCACGCCCACCGAAGUCGAAACUACUCCAAGUCGCAAAUGCGAACGGUUUGGCAGCUGGUUCCAAGGGGCAGAGGCCUGCCAGACCAAAGACACCGCCGCUGGGAACGGCGACUGAAAAGGUCGAGGAGGCCUAUGACAUGAAGAGUGAGGGGAGGGUUUCUAGGGAGCGAUUUGUUGUUGAGGAGAAUGCGACCGUGAGCGUUGAGGGUGUUGAUGGUGUUGACAGGGGAGUGGGUGUCGAGCAGAGCGCUGAAGGGAUUGAUACUUCGACGAUGGCAUGGAAUGCUGCUGCUACUGUUGACAAUAAGCACGACUAUGCUGAGUCCGGCCCGGAAGCCGUUCCCAUCCUCAAAGCUGAUGUUCCUGAGGCUAAGGCUUUUGAUGCCAAUCCUGUGGUCGGCGACGCUGAUACUCUCAUGAAGCCGGACACCAAGCCUGAGCUCACAACGCACGCCGAAUUUUCUGACAAGUCAGCCCCGUCCAAACCCAAGUCCAAGCCUGAGAAGACAAAGUCAAAGGACGAGGUCAAGCCGAAGUCCAAGACCAAACUUGUCGUCAUGUCCGUGCGGUCGUCCUCCAAGGCAUCCUCAUACAAGAAAUCAAAAUCCUCCAAACAACAACACGGUCCCUGGUCAGAGUGGUACGUCAGCGAAGACAGGAAGUACCUCUGGCGGGCGAGGCAGACACCAAACAAAAAAUGGGAUUAUGAACGCAAGCUCAGCCCCAACCCGCACUCACCCCCCAUCCAAGCUCAGAACCCGCCACAGAUACAGAUCACCAUUUCCCCUGCGACUAGUGGCUCCCUUUCUCUUAUCGAUCACGAUCCCGACCCUGUCAUUCCCGCACCCCCUCCCCAGAAGCAUUCUCGUCUGGCGGACUCAAGCCAAGCCCAACACCCAGCCUAG
Molecule: messenger RNA, 1005 nt
Organism: Thermochaetoides thermophila DSM 1495
Lineage: Eukaryota; Fungi; Ascomycota; Sordariomycetes; Sordariales; Chaetomiaceae
Exons: 2
Coding region: 1-1005 (334 amino acids)
Source: RefSeq, a predicted model, not a curated record